CUUUCCGACUUUGUCGAUUUCUCUCAGGAUACGCUAAAGUAUGCUGCGCUGUCCAUUGCAUUCAACCCCAUAUUCUGGAAGUAAGUAUUCUCAUCUGCAAACCGCAAUUCCGAUUCGCAAUUGCUUUACUCCAUGCUUUGCAAUCCGGUUUCACUGCUAACCUCGGCCGCUUCGGCGGACUCCAGUAUUGUUGCCCGUGCCGGUAGCUUCCCAUCCCUCCAACACCCCAAAUGCGACAAUCUGGCGGGCACCUUCUAAUACUAUCCGUAGAGCAUCGAAGCCACUAUUUGACUCGUAUUUUUGGUAGCCCAUACUAUGGCUGCUACUUCCUCGCCGCCACCAUCUUCUCACUAGGAAUCCUACGCGACCACAUCUACCAGUUGGCUCUGGAAGACCAGCCAUACUAUGCCCCAGUGCACCAACCCAUCCUCGGCGGCGGUCUUUUUGCCGUGGGAUCUGUCCUCGUUCUGUCAAGCAUGUAUGCACUUGGCGUCACCGGUACCUACCUCGGAGAUUACUUUGGUAUCCUAAUGGAUGCCCCGGUGACGGGCUUCCCUUUCAACGUUACCGGCUCCCCAAUGUACUGGGGAAGUACUCUAAACUUCCUGGGCGUUGCGCUCUACAGUGGCAAGGUUGCGGGCAUUUUGCUUACGGCCUUUGUCUUUGUUCUCUAUUGGUUUGCCUUGAAGUGGGAGGAUCCUUUCACCGCGGAAAUCUACGCAAAGCGCGAGCGCGAGCGCGCAAAGUCGAAACGAGGCGGCAAAAACCAGUAAAUUGCCCAACCAUUGCUCCUGACGACAAACUUAGAAGCAGAGAACAAACAAGUUCAACGAAGGAUAGAAGAGGCCGAUGUUGAGAUUAAGACUUGAGCAUUCAACAUUCAUGAAGAUGAAAGGGGGAGAAUAAUUAACUCGGCAUGACAAGACCAGGUACAGGACAAA
Messenger RNA from Aspergillus versicolor CBS 583.65, 941 nucleotides. Its product is annotated as bifunctional phosphatidyl-N-methylethanolamine N-methyltransferase/phosphatidyl-N-dimethylethanolamine N-methyltransferase. The transcript has 3 exons. Gene Ontology annotation, molecular function: oxidoreductase activity, acting on the CH-CH group of donors; S-adenosylmethionine-dependent methyltransferase activity. The record is from RefSeq and is a predicted model, not a curated record. Lineage: Eukaryota; Fungi; Ascomycota; Eurotiomycetes; Eurotiales; Aspergillaceae. Gene Ontology annotation, biological process: phosphatidylcholine biosynthetic process. Bases 231 to 773 code for a protein of 180 amino acids.